Macroventuria anomochaeta is the source of this 2686-nucleotide messenger RNA. RefSeq lists its product as uncharacterized. The transcript has a single exon. Lineage: Eukaryota; Fungi; Ascomycota; Dothideomycetes; Pleosporales; Didymellaceae. Bases 331 to 2439 code for a protein of 702 amino acids. Gene Ontology annotation, molecular function: protein binding. The record is from RefSeq and is a predicted model, not a curated record.
CGGAGAUUUGACCGUAGUUACUGAACCAAAGUACAUUGUCUCCGAAAAUUAUACUGCUGUUGCUCGCUCCGCAACAUCGAAUGCCAAGACUGAAGUGGUCGGCGUUCCUGAGAGCAGACCCCGAUCAGACGAUAAUCUUUGAGCAUCACAUUAAAGUCGCAUUGUGCAUCCACGAACGCCUAAUCGGAUACUUCAAGCUGCUUGCCGCAUAACUGUAUCCUCCGCGACCCCUGUCCCUCUUUCUCGUCCCCCAAAGUGCGUCGAAUCGCCCCACGCCCCGCGAUUCGCAUCGCCGCCGCUCCGCACUCAGUGCAGCAUGCUCCGGUAGCAAUGCUGGCUCUCUGGUCCCGGGCAACGCAGAACCCGGGAUCCUGCCGAUGCAUUGUCUGCGGCAGUCGGACAGUGCACAAUGGCUCACGAAGCUCACUCCGUCAUCGAACGUCAACAAUUGUCCAUACAACCACCCCCGCCGCUGGGAUCGCCAUCGAUGCGCAGGCAAGGCAGAGUGGCCGCCUGUGGGAGGAGGCCAUUGAAUCGCUGAAGGAGGCUCUGGAACGCCCUUUAGCCCGCCCAUUGAAGACCAGAGGGCAGGCAAACGUUGAACAUGAGUCUGUCGACCAUAUUCCGCUCGAGAGACUGCCGCGUGACCUGGAUUGGACUCGCCUCAGUCAGGUCGCGGGCAUGGACCUCGCGGACGAUCAGAGGCUGUUCCACAGAAUGCACUCGCGGGCCUACGAUGACCCGCAUGGCACAUGGGACGAGCUUCGUUGGGAUUCCAGGUUCCCAGGUAUGCAGCAGCUUCAGUGGCCGGCGAACACAGGUCAUCGAGUGAAGCCAUACAAUCUGCCACCGCAGUCACUGUGGGCUCCAGAUAUGGUCCGGUUGGCAGCGAUGCGGAGAAGACAUACCUGGAAGAAGCUUACUAUGCAAGAGUUGUGCACUGCAGUACUUAUAUAUUCACUUCUGCGACGCGUCCGUGUCCCAUGGCAACCGCAAUCAGGGCUGUCGCCACAGAUCGAGAGGGUCGCUGCUUUCGACGACACACAAGCGUGGAAAGCGCGGAAAGAGAUAUUGGCGAACAUUGUCCGACUGCACCUAGUUCCUGGGGAUGCCGUCGGCGACGAAGCUCUGGAAGCGCAGAUCUAUCCAGAUCAACCUGCAAUUCCGCGCUAUCACCAAGACCCCGACGGCGACUUCUACGAGACCACACAACGGCUGAACAGCGGUCUCAAAGAACUAUUGCGCCACGAUACGAGAGGCAGGAAAGAGGACAGGAUAGCUGCAGACGCACUCGCCAAGAUUUGUCACAACCUCUUUGUGUCCUCAGCUCCGCCAGACGUCCAGACAUUCAACAUACUCAUCGCCGGCUUUAAACGAUGGCGCCGUCCUGAAAUGGUGGAUGAUGUUAUCCUCGCUUUUCACGCCUCCAAAAUACGGCCCAACGAGAUUACCCUCCGCUACAUCCUAGGCCACUACAUAUCUGAACGACGUCCUGACGGCUUCUCUCGGUUCGUCGCAUGGAUGCGUGGUGUUGGCGAUGCGCUGAUGCUCGCAGACCCGGACGUCACCAUUAAUGAAGCAAGUCAGGGUCGUCUCAUGCCCAUAAACGAGAAGAAGAUCUACCAGAAGGUGUACCCAACACCAAUGGUAUUCGGUGCUUUGAUAGGUGGUGUGGUGAAGUUUGGCGGCUUCGAUCGCGCUCUCGAAGUCUACUACGAGAUGAAAGCCGACGGCUGGGGUCUCGACAUGGCCGGUCUUACACGACUGCUAGGCGACUGCAUCCGCCGAGCCGACUGGCAGGGUGGUGUGUAUGUCUGGGACGAGAUCAACAGCAUCAAAGACAUGGCCAUGCCAAAAGACAUGGCCAAGGCAUAUGAGUUCAUGCUCAGUCUGUGUUCAGUGACUGGCAACACAAGCGCCUUCAAUCAGGUCCUCAAAGAGGUCGCGAACAGAGGCUUUGACCGACAGAACAUCAUCAGUAACGCGUUGAGAACGACACAAUGGGCGCAAGCCAAGAAGGCAAAUCUGGCACCGGCUUGGGCUGCAGACAAUCUGCUCAUCGCAGUUUCCAGCUUCGUCAAGGACUUGAAAGAACCGGAACCUGGCGCAACUCCAGAGUUCAGCAUCGACGACCUGAUGUAUGGUGCACCGGUCGUUGAAGGAGAUAGCGACAUGCCGGUGGACAACCUCAGCGACUGGGAGGACAGUAUCCCUACGGAAGUCUCAGAGCAGCGGCCAACCGAUCUCAAUAAGACGUGGGCAUCGUGGGUCGAAGCCGAGUUUGGAGAGCGGCCCAAAGACCCGGAUGCUCACGAUUGGCUGGCAGCGACCACGAGUAAGCCGGUUAAAGAUGAACCAAAUCCCACAGCAUCAAAAGAAGUCUGGGAAACAUGGCUUGAGGCCGAGUUUGGAGAGAAGCCGAAAGAUCCAGAGUCCUGAGCGAUCCACACAUACCAUGCUCGUCGCACUGCAUAAAUUGAAGCAUUAGAUUGACGUUUUGGUUGCAUCGGGUCUGGUUGGAUAUACCUUUGCGUGUAUAAUGGGGGCACACGAGAGCGUCUAGAACUCCGCCUGUAGAGUAUGUAAGUGUGUACAGAGUUGUGAGGUCGGAGGUUGGAUGAACCUUGUCAGGCCAAGACAAUGUACAUUUAGCCGUACUAUACGAAGUAUAAAUAUAUAAUCCUCG